AUGGCGACCUCCAAGGACGACAGCGAGUACCGGCAAUACCUGCCGGACCUGAGCAUCCCGCGGUUCACGACCAUGGCUCAGCAGGACGCGCACGUCUACGCCACCGCGUUCAAGGAGUCCGGGAUCCCGCCGUGGCUGCACGCGCUGUACCUGCACUGGCUGGAGCUGCUCAAGGAGCCGUUCCGGGGCGUGACCAACGACGGGGUCGUGCGACCUGGCCUAUUCAAGAUCCAGGACGAAGGCAUUCCCAUCGAGAAGAUCGUCGCGGCGACGCAAGCCCUCACGCGACAACUGACCCCGGCCCAGCUGGUCAAAUUGUCGCACCACAUCGACUCGCCCGAGUGGCGCACCUGGUCGAAUCCAGAGUUUCUGCUGAGCGAUAAGGGCAUCCGUUUGGACGAGCUCACGCCAGAAGUAAGGGAUAGCGUCAUGGCCGUGCUCCGCGCCACGCUGUCCCCGGAGGGCUACGACAAGGCCGUGUCGGCGAUGCGCAUCAACGGGUUCCUAGGCGAGCUUGUCAAGGGAGAGGCCGUGAUGAACGAGUACUCGUACAAUUUCGUGCUGUUUGGCGAACCCUCGACCACUGCGCCCUGGGGGUUCAGCUUCUACGGCCACCACCUGUGUCUGAACAUCUUCCUGUACCGCACGCAGAUGCUUGCGUCGCCGUGGUUCACGGGCGCGGAACCCAACAUCAUCGACGACGGCCCCUACAAGGGCACGCGGAUCCUGCACGAGGAAGAACGCCUCGGUUUGAAACUAAUGCAAUCCCUCCCGGCCGACCAACAACACAAAGCCCAGAUAUUCUCCCAGAUGAAAGACCCAGCCAUGCCCGAGGGGCGGUGGAACCACGACGACCAACGCCACCUGUGCGGCGCGUACCGCGACAACCGCAUCGUCCCCUACGAAGGCAUCCCCGUCUCGUCCCUCUCCGACGCCCAAAAAUCCCUAAUCGACCAGAUCCUCACACAAUACCUGCUCUACCUGCCCCAACCGGCCCGCUCCAUCCGUCUAGACCACUUCCGGGAGUUUUACAACGAGACGCACUUUUGCUGGAUCGGCGGCUUUGGGGAGAGUGACCCGUUCUAUUUCCGCAUUCAGUCCCCCGUCGUGUUGGUCGAGUUUGAUCACCAUAGUGGUGUGUUUUUGAACAACAAGGAGCCCGCGAAGUUUCAUAUCCAUACGCUCCUGAGGACGCCGAAUGGGGGCGAUUACGGGUAUGCGUUGAGGCCGCUGUGCGAGCCGAGUGUUAGGCAGGAGUUUGUGUGGAAGGGGGAUAGGGAGUGA
Molecule: messenger RNA, 1284 nt
Organism: Fonsecaea multimorphosa CBS 102226
Lineage: Eukaryota; Fungi; Ascomycota; Eurotiomycetes; Chaetothyriales; Herpotrichiellaceae
Exons: 1
Coding region: 1-1284 (427 amino acids)
Source: RefSeq, a predicted model, not a curated record